GUGCGAUGCAGCGGCUCUCUCGUUGUGCUUGGGCUCGGGUCGCCGCCAGCUUGCCAUGCCGGCAUGCCGGUGAGAGCAGGUCGAUGCAUGUCCCUUCCAUGAGGGAGAUAACAAGCAUCGAGAACAUCGCGGUGAUAGGAGGGGGUUCCAUAGGCAGCCUGCUAUCGGGCAGGAUUGCUGCUGUCAGCAGAAUGAGAGACCGAGUAUGGCUGCUGACGGGCUCGAGCGAACAUGCUUCGGCCGUGAAGGCAGUACGAGGAAUCGUUGUCAAGGAGGAGGGGACAGUGGGUACGAAGACGAUGAUGGGUCAAGUCCGAGUCGCAGAGUCCUUGUCAGAGGUAGAGGACCUGAAGAGAGAAUCUCAGUCUCUUUACGGGUUCGGCAAACCCAGCAUAGUCUUCAUCGCUGUGAAACAAGCAGGGCUGCGCAAAGCAGCCGAGCAGGCAGCAAGAGUUCUGUCAGGCUCACACGGGAGCCUUUGUAUCGCUGUGAUGAAUGGUGUUGGGCACAUGGAAGUUAUUCACAAGGCGUUGAGGUACCAUGAUGUCUCUACAACAUUGAUCCAAGGGAUUUAUUCUGGAGGAGCAUACAUGAUGGAGCCGGGUGUAGUCGCGCAUGCAGGAAGAGGGACACUGGACGUGUGUGAAUAUGGAUCCAUCGACACCGUCAGCUCUAGCCUUCUGGAGCAGGCUGUGCAGCUACUGAAUGACAGCGGGAUACCAACUCAGAUCUGUCAAGACAUCCUGCAGCGAACAUGGAGAAAAGUUUGUGUCAAUGCGUCGAUCAAUGCUCUGACAACAAUCCUGGGAGAGAAGAACGGCUUCCUGUUAGAAAAUGAAGAAUCCUGCGAACUCAUUCGAGACAUAGCCAAGGAGGGCUUCCAGGUGGCAUGUGCAGUGCUUGAACGAGAGAAGGGGGCUGAUUCACAGGAGCUGAGGGAGUUCGUCGAAGAAGGAUGGGUUGGAUUGCUUGUUGCCUGUCUUUGGCAGAAUAGUGACGUUGGUCGUGCGGAGCAGGAGACAUGUGCGAACCUUGCGAUGAAUGUAGCGCGGGAUACUUGUAAGAACACAAGCAGCAUGCUGGCAGAUGUAUGGAACUUCAUGCCGGGAUCCGAUCGACUUUAUAAUUCAUUUUCUCAACAGAUGCUUAAAGGGAGAAUAACGGAGAUCGAAGCGAUCAAUGGCAUGAUUGUCAAUGAAGGCCUCAAGCAUGGCAUCGCAACUCCCGUCAACCUGACGCUCCUGCGGUUGAUUCGUUGCAUGGAGAAACGGAACCAGCAGAAUUCGCCUUGA
This is a messenger RNA of Guillardia theta CCMP2712, 1292 nucleotides long. RefSeq lists its product as hypothetical. NCBI's taxonomy places the organism in Eukaryota, Cryptophyceae, Pyrenomonadales, Geminigeraceae. Bases 6 to 1292 code for a protein of 428 amino acids. Gene Ontology annotation, cellular component: cytoplasm. The transcript has 9 exons. Gene Ontology annotation, molecular function: NADP binding; 2-dehydropantoate 2-reductase activity. The record is from RefSeq and is a predicted model, not a curated record. Gene Ontology annotation, biological process: pantothenate biosynthetic process.